GAGCAGUAAGAUGGCGGCUCCGGGCAGCGUGUUGUCGCUCAGUGCCGGGCAGUCCUCGCUGGAGCUCGCCCUUGGGGAGGCCGGGAACCGGGAGGACAGAGAGCGGCUGGUCCUGGAUUAUGUGGGGAACCUGUCCACCCGGGCCGGAGAGCUCACAGUGCCAGAACUCGCUGCAGGUCUGGAAUGGUUGAACACAGAAUGUCCGCUGUCUCUGCACGGCAAUCUGCACGGGAAGGUUGUGGUUCUGGACUUCUUUACAUACUGCUGUAUCAACUGUAUUCACCUCCUGCCGGAUCUACAUGCCCUCGAAAACAAAUAUUCUGAUACAGAUGGUCUUGUCAUUGUUGGUGUGCAUUCGGCGAAAUUUCCAAAUGAAAAGGUUCUGGAUAAUAUAAAGAGUGCGGUUCUCCGAUACAACAUCACGCAUCCAGUGGUGAACGAUGCUGACGCAACCUUUUGGCAGGAGCUGGAGAUCACCUGCUGGCCCACUCUGGUUAUACUGGGUCCUCAGGGAAACCUUUUAUUCUCCCUGAUUGGAGAAGGGCACAAGGAUAAGUUGUUUCUGUUCACUGCCAUGGCAAUAAAGUUUUACAAAGACAGAGGCGAAUUAAAUUUGGAAAGAAUUCCUGUGAAAUUGUACAAGGACUCUCUGCCUCCUUCACUUCUGCUUUUUCCUGGGAAGGUGACUGUAGAUGUUUCAGGGGACCGUCUGGUGGUGGCAGACACUGGGAAUCAUAGAAUUCUGAUUUUAAAGAAAAAUGGUCACAUCCUUCACAUUGUAGGAGGACCUGAAAGUGGCUGGAAGGAUGGAACUUUCUCAGAAUCGUCCUUUAAUUCCCCUCAGGGAGUCGCUAUUAAAGACAAUGUCAUCUAUGUGGCCGACACGGAGAACCAUUUAAUUAGAAAGAUAGAUCUUGACACUCGAAUGGUCAGCACAGUGGCUGGUGUCGGAACUCAAGGAACCGACAAGGAUGGAGGGGCACAAGGAACAGAGCAGCCAAUCAGCUCCCCCUGGGAUGUCACAUUUGGGGCUUCAGAUGGAAUCCAGCAAUCCGUUCUGUGGAUCGCUAUGGCUGGAACACACCAAGUCUGGGCUCUCCUGUUGGAGGAAGGAAAGCUUCCAAAGGGGAGCCCUCUUCCCAAAGGAUCAUGCAUUCGCUUCGCUGGGAAUGGUAAUGAGGAAAACCGAAACAAUUCCUAUCCGCACAAGGCUGCUUUUGCUCAGCCCUCUGGCCUGACCAUGGGCUCCGAGUCGUGGAACUGUCUGUUUGUUGCAGAUAGUGAGAGCAGCUCAAUCCGGAGUGUCAGCCUACAGGAUGGGGCAGUGAAACACGUUGUGGGUGGAGAGCGUGAUCCAAUGAAUCUUUUUGCUUUUGGUGAUAUUGAUGGAAUUGGAAUCAAUGCUAAACUCCAGCAUCCACUGGGAGUAGCGUGGAGCCCAUACACUAAUCUCUUAUAUGUGGCAGAUUCGUAUAACCACAAGAUCAAAGCUGUAGAUCCGAAAACAAAGAACUGUGUUACCAUAGCUGGCACUGGUGAGGCUGCUAAUGUCGCUGGUGUAGACUUCACGCACGUGGCAUUCAAUGAACCUGGUGGUCUGUGCGUUGAUGGCCACUUGUUGUAUGUUGCAGACACCAAUAAUCAUCAAAUCAAAGUGCUGGACCUGGAGCGCAGGACUGUUACUGAGCUGCACAUUCUGACAAGUGAAGGACCAGAUGUCGUGGACAGUAGGCUGCCAGAGAAAUGUAACUUACCAAAGUUGCCCAAAUCGGCUCCUAAAAUUAAUCUUGCACCCAUAAGUGUGAAGCCCAAUGCAGCCCUUCAAUAUUUAUUAACCCUCAAGCUUCCAGCAGAGUCAAAGUUAACAGAAGGGGCUCCGAGUUUCUGGUUUCUUUCUGCAGAAGGACAUGAAUGGCUCCUUGAGGGACAGAAGACCUAUGGUGAGAUUGAAGAUCUGACAAAGCCUGUUCAGAUUGAGUUGGUGACCCCAACGGAUUGUGCAUUAACAAACGCUGUGCUCCAAAUCAAUGCGUGCCUUUAUUACUGUGCCGAAAACAGCAGCGUUUGCAUGAUGAAGGCAGUUUCAUUCAUUCAACCAUUACUAGUAACCACUGGCCCACCAAGCAGUGCCCUCCAAAGGGACCUCUCUUACACCUUCUAAGGCAAUGCUACAAAAUGCUGAAUAUCAAAAUGUACUUAUUUAUACACAAUUUGCAAUAUACCAAGCUUUUGCAGUGGCUACAAGAACGGGAUAAUCAUACAGGUGCCUAGUUAAGAAUCUUUUAUAAUUAACAUAAGAAUUGUCCUUCCCUCCUGAUUAAGAACUUAUAUCUAAGGGGGUUAUAGCUCAGUGAUUCUUCUGUUAUAAAAGGAUAUUGUUUUAGGGCCGCAGGUGGGAAGGGUCUGAUUUCAGGAGCCGGAUUGGAAGCCUCAUGUUGGUUGGUGAAGAUCAUUUGGGUCACGUUGUCGUAAGGAAUGCCCAUGUCUACCCAUUAAAUCUGCAUUACGGACACCUAGAAACGCUGAAACCGUGCAUCACCAACAAGUAGAUCUUAAUCAAAAAACACAUCUUGCCAAAAAGUCCUUAAUUAAACCCAUGAAGAGGUGCCUUUCUCCUCGAGUCCUGGAUACACAUGCCAUGGAUUAGAAAUCUAAUUUCCGUGUAUUUAUAUUCGUUUAACCAAUUAUUAGAACUCACAACCAAUGUGCCUUCUGGAGCAUAUUUACUGUUCCUUUAAUGCCGCUGCACUUUGUGUAUCUUGAACGCAAAUUCACGCCUAUAAUCAUGUUUAUUUGAGGAACAUAUAAAUGCCAUAGCAACCUGCAUGGUUUGUAAGGGAACCAGCAAUUCCCAGUUUUGCCAUUAAAGCUUAUUUUUUUGAACCUAAAAA
Pelobates fuscus (common spadefoot toad) is the source of this 2891-nucleotide messenger RNA. It is a transcript of the gene NHLRC2, whose product is annotated as NHL repeat containing 2. The transcript is spliced from 11 exons. Gene Ontology annotation, molecular function: protein binding. The record is from RefSeq and is a predicted model, not a curated record. The coding region runs from base 11 to 2161 and encodes 716 amino acids. NCBI's taxonomy places the organism in Eukaryota, Metazoa, Chordata, Amphibia, Anura, Pelobatidae.